UAUUUUUAGUCAUUCUCCGUAUUUGGCUUACGUCGAGUGCAUUAUCGUCAAAAAUUUCAAAUAAAACAACGGAGAAACCUCCGGAAACCCAUCCCAAACUCGCUCGAGUGGCCACACAGCAACUUCCAGCUUGCCCGGUGUGACGUGCGCGAGAAGAAACCCUUCGUGUUCAACAAACAACUUUAAUUACCUCAACCCAGUCGUGCGUCGUUUCGUUGCAACAGCAAAAAUGCCUGGUCUGACGCUGAAGCUGAAAACGAAAACCGGCCAGCAGCACAUCGUCUCGAACCUGGACAAGGAUGGCACGACGGUGGGCGCGCUCAAGCAGAAGAUCACCGAGCUGACGGCGAUUCCGGGCGCGGGGCUGCACGCCGUGCUCGGCUUUCCGCCCUUCAAGCAGCUGGACUUUAGCCGGGACGAGGCGCCGAUCGCGUCGAUCGGGAUCUCCAACGGGGACACACUGAUCGUGGAGGAGAAGCAGCUCAGCCAGGCGGAACGGGACCAGCUGGAGGCGGCGAAGCGGCUCGAGCAGGACGAGAAGCUCGCGAAGGAGCUGGCGGCCCAGGAGGGGGGUGACUUGGGAGUGGGGGCUGGCUUCGGGGGGAUUCUGCUCAAGCAGGUCGUCCCCAGCGACAAUUCGUGCCUGUUUACGAGCAUCGGAUUCGUUCUCACCGGGAAGGUAGAUCCGGAGAGUAGUCAGUACAUGAGGCAGAUUAUUGCGGCCACGGUCAACGGGAACAAGCAAGAGUACAACGAGGGCAUUCUGGGCAGGCCGAACGACGAGUACUGUGCGUGGAUUCUGCAGCCGGAAUCGUGGGGCGGUGCGAUUGAGGUAUCGAUCCUGUCCGCGUACCACGGCAUCGAAUUCGACGUGGUGGACAUUACGAACGCCAUCAUCAACCGGUUCGGGGAGGACAGAAACUACGGCAUGAGGGCGUUCCUGCUGUUUGACGGAAUUCACUACGAUCCGCUGUACCUGGAGUCCACGUCGGGCGAACCUCCCAAGACGAUCUUCCCGAUCGAGGAUAACGCGGUGUACGUGCAGGCGGAGCAGCUCGCCCAGGAGGCGAAAUCGUCGCGCCAGUUUACCGACGUGAACAAGUUCACCCUCAAGUGCAACAACUGCGGCAUCUUCCUCAAGGGGCAGGUCGAGGCGCAGCAGCACGCGAAAGAAACGACCCACGUCAACUUUGGCGAGGUUUGAUGCAGCAGCAGCAAUUUGUGUCUUAAAAUCAGCUGUCGAGGGAGUUUUAUUAUGUAGUUUUUUUUUGUUUUUUGAAAAUAGGAGAGAUGAGAGGAGAGAGUGUGUUGGGGCCGAGUGUGGGCGAGCAUUCUAGGAUUUAAAGCGCGAAAAGGCAGUCAAAUUUUCGAGUGGUUUGCUAAAUUGUGGUGGCUUUCUUGCGUUAGGCUUUCAAUUUAUGUUAGCGUUUCUAUUUGCGAUCAAUUCUUGCAUGAGAGAUUAAAUUCUACCUAAUCAGAAGAGAGAAGAAAAGCUACCGUACUGUUAAACUGUAGUUCUUUCCCUAAUUAAAUAAAUCUUUAAACUGAGCCGUGCA
Messenger RNA from Culex pipiens pallens (northern house mosquito), 1556 nucleotides. It is a transcript of the gene Yod1, whose product is annotated as ubiquitin thioesterase OTU1. Bases 230 to 1204 code for a protein of 324 amino acids. NCBI's taxonomy places the organism in Eukaryota, Metazoa, Arthropoda, Insecta, Diptera, Culicidae. The transcript has 3 exons. Gene Ontology annotation, biological process: protein deubiquitination; endoplasmic reticulum unfolded protein response. The record is from RefSeq and is a predicted model, not a curated record. Gene Ontology annotation, molecular function: cysteine-type deubiquitinase activity. Gene Ontology annotation, cellular component: nucleus; cytosol.